Messenger RNA from Dovyalis caffra, 2235 nucleotides. Lineage: Eukaryota; Viridiplantae; Streptophyta; Magnoliopsida; Malpighiales; Salicaceae. The record is from the annotation of a GenBank genome assembly.
AUGAUGGCAAAGAACGGUAAAUUCAGUGGAGGUUAUCGGAGAAAUAGAUUUCACACAGCUGGGGAAAUUGAGGGCUCUGCUAGUUCAGGAAGGAUUGACACCGAGAUUACUAUUUCUGAGGGUUCUAGUGCUCCUGGAAGGAAACAUAAUAAGCUAAAUUCCAAUAAACAGGACAUUUUUGGUGUCCCGGUGCAGAUAUUUUCUCCAUUGCACCUUUCAUCGUCUGAAAGGAAGGAAUUAGAACGAAGGUUGAGAUGGGAACUUGAGCAAGUAAGGAAUCUCCAAAAGAGAGUUGAUUUGCAGAGAACAAAUGGCGUUACACUGUCGUCUUCCAGUGACAUUCUUAGUUGUAGCAAUGGUACAAAUAGGCCUCAUGUAGAAACUUUUAGGAAGUCCUCGGUUAUGACUUCUGGGCCAGGGAAGAAAGUGAAUCCAACAGGCCAGGCACGUGUAUGGAAUAGGGGUAGUUCAGGAAGGUUUAAGUCUGCAAAGCAAGUUUCAAAACAGAGUUCGACACCAAUCACUACAAAUAUGAUAUUGAUGAAACAGUGUGAGACGCUGUUGAAAAGGUUGAUGUCUCAUCCGCACGGUUGGAUCUUCAACCACCCGGUUGAUAUUGUGAAGUUGAACAUCCCAGAUUAUUAUACUAUUAUUAAGAAUCCAAUGGACUUGGGAACUAUAAAGAGUAAGAUAGCUUCUGGUGCAUACUCAAGCCCAUUGGAAUUUAUGGCUGAUGUGAGGCUCACUUUCCAAAAUGCUAUGGUGUACAAUCCACAGGGGUCUGAUGCCUACGUUAUGGCUGAUACUCUUAGUAAAUUUUUUGAAAUUAGAUGGAAAACUAUUGAGAAAAAAUUACCAAGUGCUGGUGAUGAAGUUUUACAGGAAAAUUCAGGUCCUCAUGAAGACUUUGAAACUGCUGAAAUGUUUCCUGCAAAAAAGCGAAAAGUAACUUCUUUCCAACGUGACAUUAUGCCAGAGCCUGUAAAGAGGGGAAUGACAGAUGAAGAGAGGCACAAUUUAGGUAGAGAAUUGGAGUCUUUGUUGGGAGAAAUGCCUGUAAAUAUUAUCAAUUUUUUGAGGGAACAUUGUUCGAGCGGAAUGGACGGUGGAGAGGAGGAAAUCGAAAUAGAUAUUGAUGAACUCAGUGAUGAUACCUUGUUUGCAUUGCGGAAGCUUUUAGAUGACUAUUUGCUAGAGAAACGAACGAACCAAACCAGAGGGGAACCUUGUGAAAUAGAGCUGAUGAAUGAAUCUGGGCCAAGCAAUUCAUCCAUGCAACAGCAAAAAGGGAAUGACCUGGCUGAUUACGAUAUUGACAUUGGUGGCAAUGAGCCUCCUGUCUCGAGCUAUCCACCUGUGGAGAUUGAAAAGGAAAAAGAUACAGGCCAUAAGAGCAGCAAAAUCAACUCAGACAGCUCCAAAGAUUCAGACUCUGGCAGUUCUUCUGAAAGUGAAUCAGAUAUUGCAAAAGCAUCAAGUCCAGCAAAUGUAAUAAAGGUUUCUGAAACAUUGGGUCAUGGAACUCAAUUAGAUGACAAAACAAAUGCUGCUGCUCAGCUCGAGAGGAAUCAAUCUGUCAGUGGUUUGGAUCAGCUUGAACAGACUUCCCAGGAAAAACUGAGUUCUGUUGAGUCAGAUUGCCAUCCAGAUGGUGAAAGUGCUCCAAGUGAUAGCCAGGUCUCUCUUGAGAAGCGUAUUAGACAUGCUAUGAUCAAGAACCGUUUUGCUGAUAUCAUAUUAAAGGCUAAAGAGAAGACACUUUCACAGGGUGACAAGGGGGAUCCUAAGAAACUGCGGCGGGAGAGGGAGGAACUUGAACUGCUUAAAAAGAAAGAGAAAGCAAGGUUGCUUGCAGAAGCGAAAGCUGCUGAAGAUGCUCAAAGGCAAGCUGAGGCAGCAGCUUUAGCUGAGGCCAGACGGAAGAGGGAGCUUGAAAGAGAAGCAGCUCGUCAGGCGUUGCUGAAGAUGGAAAAGACUGUAGAAAUUAAUGAGAACUCUCAGUUUCUUGAAGACUUGGAAAUGCUCAGGACCGUCCCUGCUGAGCAUAUACCAAGCUCUGUAGAUGAGACGAGCCCAGAUCCCUCACAAGACGGCUUGGGUGGGUUCAAGUUUGGGGCCUGUAACCCCUUAGAACAACUUGGUUUGUUUAUGAAAGAUGAUGAAGAGGAGGAAGAGGGUGAACCAUUAGAUGUAUCAAAUCCUGUGAAUGAAGUAGAAGAGGGAGAAAUUGACUGA